Molecule: messenger RNA, 3126 nt
Organism: Dipodomys ordii (Ord's kangaroo rat)
Lineage: Eukaryota; Metazoa; Chordata; Mammalia; Rodentia; Heteromyidae
Gene: Rmi1
Product: RecQ mediated genome instability 1
Exons: 3
Coding region: 273-2147 (624 amino acids)
Biological process (GO): double-strand break repair via homologous recombination; resolution of meiotic recombination intermediates
Cellular component (GO): nuclear body; RecQ family helicase-topoisomerase III complex
Molecular function (GO): nucleotide binding
Source: RefSeq, a predicted model, not a curated record
CUUUGGAGCUGGCCGGAGCAGCGCCUGCGCGUGGCAAAUCGGGCGGGAAGAGGCAAAAAGCCCUUAAGCAGCUGGUCUUGCCGAUUUCGGUUCCCACUGUCGCGUGGCCAGGUGACCACUGUCGCGCGAGGGAAGGCAGAACGCCCAGGGCCAUUUCUGAGCAGUAGAUAUUUUGAAUACUUCACUGAACAACCAGUUCCAAAUCCUGUCAUCAAGUUCUGCGCUCUGGUGCCAAGUGGUAUUAGAUAUAUAUUUUUUUUCAUUGAAGAGAAAUGAGUGUAACUACUAUUGCAUCAAGAGUUGAAACCUGGCUGUUAGCUACAUGGCAUGUUAAAGUACCUCAGAUGUGGCUGGAAGCUUGUAUUAACUGGAUCCAAGAAGAAAAUGAUACUUUUAAUUUGACUCAGGCACAAAUUAAUAAACAAGUAUUUGAACAAUGGCUGCUUACUGAUCUGAGAGAUUUGGAACAUCCUCUUUUACCUGAUGGCAUUUUAGAGAUUCCAAAAGGAGAAUUGAAUGGGUUUUAUGCUCUACAGAUUAAUUCUUUGGUUGAUGUAAGUCAACCUGCAUAUUCUCAGAUACAGAAGUUGAGAGGAAAAAAUACAACAAAUGAUCUGGUUACAGCCGAAACGCAAGUUACCCUAAAACCUUGGGAAGCAAAGUCUUCUCGAAUGUUGAUGCUACAGCUCACUGAUGGAAUUGUACAAAUGCAGGCAAUGGAGUAUCAGUCUGUUCCAGCUCUUCAUAGUGAUCUUUCUCCAGGAACAAAAAUUUUGAUUCAUGGAAACAUUUCUUUCCGUCUUGGUGUGCUCUUGUUAAAACCAGAAAAUGUGAAGGUCUUAGGAGGUGAAGUAGAUGCUCUUUUAGAAGAAUAUGCCCAAGAAAAAGUACUUGCAAGGUUAAUUGGGGAACUUGAUCCUGUAGUCUCAGUCAUACCAAGUAAUGCUACUGAAAAUAUCCCCAGAGUUACAGAUGUUAUAGAUCCUACUUUAGGACCUUCUGAUGAAGAACUUUUGGCAAGUCUUGAUGAAAAUGAUGAACUUGGGGAAAACAACGAUAUCUCCUUGGAAAGGUGUUUGAACAUAGGCAGUUCCACAAAUACUAUUCAGAUGAGACAGUCAAGUUUUGAGCCAGGACCUAUUUCUCCGAACCCAAAGGAGAAACCACCAAACCAAUCUAUGUAUUUCACUGAUGUGAAUUUAGAUGACUUUUGCCUGGAGGAGGCCUUACUUUUGGAAGAAACUGUCCAGAAAGAACAGAUGGAAAUCAAAGAAUUAGAACCACUGAGUUUGAGUAAAAACACAGCUAAAUGUAUAGAGAGAUUUUCACAUAAACCUAAUAUAUCAGGUGACUUUUCUUUGGCUUACAAACAAGGAGACAAUAGUUGGGGUGAAAACAAAUUAUCUGACCAAAUGACUCAUGAAGAUAAGUCUUUAGGUUAUCCAUCUGCUAGACAUCAAAACAGUAAUAUUUCUUUGGGUCAUUGUAAUGUACCUCUAGCUCAUGAUUUUACAAAUAAAGAUAAGGACCCAGAGACAGAUAAUAAAAUAAAACAAACCGUCAGCAGUUCAGGUGGACAUUUCUUAAGUAAUAAAAUAUUAAGUAGAGACAUUGUUAACUGUGUACCAAAAAAGAGUUCACAAAUUUCUAGUGAAAAUGAUCACCAUUUACAAGCUUGUUCAAAGUCGGUAGAGAAUAGCACUGAUAUUUCUCUUGCUAUGGAUUUGCAUUCUCCACCCUUUAUCUACUUGUCUGUCCUAAUGGCCAGCAAACCAAAGGAAGUUACAACAGUGAAAGUCAAAGCAUUUAUUGUGACUCUAACUGGAAAUCUCUCGAGUUCUGGUGGCAUUUGGAGCAUCACUGCAAAGGUUUCUGAUGGCACUGCAUAUUUAGAUGUAGACUUUGUAAAUGAAAUACUGACUGGUUUAAUAGGGUUUUCAGUAUCAGAAAUGAAAAAGUUAAAAAAGGAUCCUCUUAAAUACCAAAAGUUCCUUGAAGGUUUGCAGAAAUGUCAGAGAAAUCUAAUAGAUUUGUGCUGUCUAAUGACUAUUUCAUUUAAUCCUUCUUUGUGUAAAGCCAUGGUACUUGCAUUAGAGGAUGUUAGUAUGGAACACCUGGAGAACCUGAAGAAGAGAUUGAAUAAAUAAUUUGCCAAAGUAUUAGAGAACAAAUCAUAACAGGAAGAAAAUAUUUAGAAUUAAAUUUGACCCAAGUUUACUUUUGAAACUUUCUUUUGGUGAAAAGCAAAAUCAAUGAAGUUUCAUAGUUUAUUUAAAUUUAAUUAGAAAUGUUUAAUCGUAUGUGUACACUUAAUUUUUUUAACUUGGUUGAACCUAGAUUCAUACUAGGUGAAGGGUUGUACUACGUAGUACUCCUGAAUCCCUUGGUGAUUUUCUUUUAGAUAAUAUUUAGUAGUCCCACUAUUCUUAAGAAAUUUGUUUUCACUUGUCAUUUCAUAGAAGAUGAUUUCUAAUCAUUAUUAAAAGCUGGUAUUUAUAAUUUUAUUUCAAUACUUUAAGUACCCAAAAAGUUUGUUUAUAGAGUUAUUAGAAAAAAGUUAAAAUUAUCAGGAUAUAAGAUGCAGAUUUUUUGCUGGUUUUUGAUAAUUAUAAAUAUUUGACAUAUUUAAGGUAAAUCUUGCUAACUAGAUAUUACUUUACAGAGAGAUAGUACUACACACUGAAUUAAAAACAUUGUAUUUUAAGUCUGCCAGUGGUUUUUUACCUUCAAUCCUAGCUUCUCAGAAGUCUGGGAUAUAGAGGAUAAGGGUUUGAAGCCAGCCUAAGCAGAAAAGUGCUUGAGAUUCCAACUCCAAAAAUCAUCAAAAUUCCCUCUCUGAGGUAUGGCAGCUUCCUGAGUUCAAACCGUGGUGCUAGAGUUGGGAAGGGGAAGAAAGAACAGUAUUUUAAAUGGCUUAUUAAGAGCUUCAUUAUUAAACACUUCAUUUUUUUUAACUAAAGUAAAUGGUUUUUCCAUACCUUUAGGUAUAAUUGUCCCAUUUUUGAAUUAGCUAUACCUGUAAACUUUUCUUUAAUUUUGUUGUGCUAAUUCUUUUAAAGGGAGACUGUUUACCACUCUUCUACUUUGCAAUAAUAAAAUUAUAUUUAAGAGAUAAAAUUACUUUUU